GUAGGAGGGGAUGCUUGGGCUAAGGGUUUUUGAGUAUUUAUAACACAAAAUCCCUCUCUCGCCUUCAUCUAGAAAUAUAGCAGGCAGGAGAUAGCUAGCUAGCUAGAAAGAGAGAGAGUGGAAUAGAUUGGAAAGUAGGGCUUUUCUCUCUCUAAAAGAAAGAAAGAAAAUAAAGAAGGAAAGCAGUGAGCAAUGGAAGGAAUUACAGAGGGUGUUACCAACUUAAACAUCACAGCAGCAGCAGAUUCAGGCAAUAACAAGAAGAACCGAAUCCAAGUUUCUAACACCAAAAAACCUCUUUUCUUCUACGUUAAUCUCGCCAAGAGGUACAUGCAACAGCACAAUGAAGUGGAGCUCUCUGCUCUUGGGAUGGCAAUAGCCACUGUUGUUACCAUUGCUGAGAUCUUGAAGAAUAAUGGACUUGCUGUUGAGAAAAAGAUCACGACGUCCACAGUUGACAUGAGGGAAGAAACAGGAGGGCGUCCUGUUCCGAAAGCUAAGAUUGAAAUAUUGCUCGGCAAGACAGAAAAGUUUGAUGAGUUGAUGGCUGCCGCUGCUGCACAGGAAGCAGAAGAUGCAGAGGAGCAGAGCUGAGCUUGAAAUGAUGAAUUUAGCUUGUCCUCUUGAGUUCCUUUAUUAUGGACAUAUGUAACCCGCCUAUCAUAGAUUCGAACUAUCAAUGUUUAGUUGCUGUGAUGAUAUUUCUCUUAGGAGAUUUUGUAAAAACAAUGCCUUCGCAAAUUCAAAAUUCAAAUUUGUUUCCAA
Populus nigra (black poplar) is the source of this 765-nucleotide messenger RNA. RefSeq lists its product as uncharacterized. Gene Ontology annotation, cellular component: nucleus. NCBI's taxonomy places the organism in Eukaryota, Viridiplantae, Streptophyta, Magnoliopsida, Malpighiales, Salicaceae. The record is from RefSeq and is a predicted model, not a curated record. Bases 193 to 594 code for a protein of 133 amino acids. The transcript has 5 exons. Gene Ontology annotation, molecular function: RNA binding.